Molecule: messenger RNA, 222 nt
Organism: Pyricularia pennisetigena
Lineage: Eukaryota; Fungi; Ascomycota; Sordariomycetes; Magnaporthales; Pyriculariaceae
Exons: 2
Source: RefSeq, a predicted model, not a curated record
GAUGAUGUGGGCAUCAAUCAAGACAAGGCCCUGUUUCUCCCCUCUGAAUCCAUGUCGGGGACCGACAUCCCGGAACACAUGGCCAUACCUAACUGGUGGGCUUGCAUCCGGAAACGAUUAAUAAGCUUUAUGCAGAUGUUGAUGCCUGUAGCGCGAUGCGGCUCAACAACUGGGGCGCAGUGGCGCCGUGGUCUGAGGCAAGAGUCUUGCCUUGACAAGUGA